AUGGAGGCUUUGUGGUGUGGCGUUCGUGGGCUGCGUGCUUCCAAGGGGCUGGUGGUGUACUUCCUCUUUUUCCUUCUUGCUUUGACAUCCUUCAGAUUUGAGUUGAGAUUGGAAAGAGAGUUCUUUCUGGGUAAGAUUGGGAAGUAUGGUACUGGAGCUUUUGUGCUAAAGGAAAAGCUCAAGAGGAUCAAGGCCUGCCUAAGAACAUGGAAUAGUGAAGUUUUUGGUGACAUACAGAGAAACAGCAAGGAGAUUCUGAGAAAGAUUCAGAGCCUUGAUGAAAAACUUGAGGAAGUUGGGCUAAGCAUGGAGGAACAAAAUCAGCGUCGGACUUGGCAAGCAGAGUAUUGGCGUUUGGCAAAAUCAAAUGAGUCUCUUUUGCAGCAAAAAUCACGAUGCAACUGGAUUAGGGAAGGUGAUUCAAAUACUAAGUUCUUCCAUUCGUUUAUGAAUUGGAGAAGAAAUGCAAACUCAGUUUUGGGCAUGGAAAUUGAUGGUGUCUGGAUUAACGACCCUGUACUAGUCAAGAACGGUGCUAAGGAUUUUUUUGAGGGGAAAUUCAGUCGCGGGGAUCGACUAUCGCUGAGUCUUGAUGGUGUUCCAUUUAGACAGAUUUCAGCUGCUGAUAAUACAUCUCUGAUUGCAGAAUUUGACCCUAUGGAAGUAAGGGAAGCUGUAUGGCAGUGUGGAAGUGACAAAAGCCCUGGCCCCGACGGAAUGAACUUCUGA
This is a messenger RNA of Lotus japonicus, 729 nucleotides long. RefSeq lists its product as uncharacterized. The transcript is spliced from 2 exons. Bases 1 to 729 code for a protein of 242 amino acids. Lineage: Eukaryota; Viridiplantae; Streptophyta; Magnoliopsida; Fabales; Fabaceae. The record is from RefSeq and is a predicted model, not a curated record.